AUGCAAGACACCACAAGACAAGACACCACAAUACAAGACACAACAAAACAAGACACCACAAGACAAGACGCCACAAGACAAGACACCACAAGACAAGACAAGACACUACAGGACACGACACCACAAGACAAGACACCACAAGACACUACAAGACAAGACACCACAAGACAAGACACCAAGAGACAAGACACCAAAGGACACUACAUGACACGACACCAAAAGACACUACAAGACACGACACCACAAGACAAGACAAGACAAGACAAUACACCACAAGACAAGACACCAAAAGACACUACAAGACACGACACCAAAAGACACUACAAGACACGACACCACAAGACAAGACAAGACAAUACACCACAAGACAAGACAAUACACCACAAGACAAGACACUACAGGACGACAGCACAAGACAAGACACCACAAGACAAGAUAAGACAAGACACCACAAGACACCACAAGACAAACCACCAGAAGACAAGACACCACAAGACGAGACACCACAAGAAAAACACACACCACAAGACAAAACACCACAAGACAAGACACUACAAGAAAAGACAAGACACCACAGGACAAGACAAGACACCACAGGACAAUACACCAUAA
Molecule: messenger RNA, 612 nt
Organism: Gigantopelta aegis
Lineage: Eukaryota; Metazoa; Mollusca; Gastropoda; Neomphalida; Peltospiridae
Product: cyclin-L1-like
Exons: 1
Coding region: 1-612 (203 amino acids)
Source: RefSeq, a predicted model, not a curated record